CCGUGCCCAGCGCAGCCACCGGACUUGGAGGGUCCUGCUCAGGGCGCCGAAGGGCAGGCGCGGGGUGCGGGGCAGAGGCUGCGGGGACCGCCAGGGACUGAGCCGGGCCAGGAGGAUCUGCCCGCGGGAGGAAUUUGAUCUGGAAGCGGGAGCCCGAGGAGGAGGCGCUCGGGGAUCGCUCGCCGCUGCUGGGCUCCGGAGGGGAAUUAGCCAGGCGGAGGGAUAGGGCAGCUGCCCCGCUCCUAGGCAGGGACGCGCCGAGAAAUCCGGGCAGAGCUAAACCGAUCCCUGGGGCAUCACCCCCCGCAGCCCAGGGGACGCGGGGUCAGAGCUGCUGCCUGCGCGCUCCUCUCGCAGGGAGCCCUUCUGCCAAGCGGCCGCGGGGCUGGAGAGGGGUGGGUUGGAUCCACAGGGCAGGUCAGGGCACCGGAGAGCCGCCUGCCACCCUCCGGGACUCCGCCGGGCCGGCUGGGCGGGGAGGGAGAAGCAACCGGCUCCCAGCCACGUGCGCGGUGUUUGGGGUGCAGGGUUCCGGGGGCUCCUCUCCCAGCCAGCCCGACCCUAGUCCGGGGGAGUCCGGGGAGGCGGGCGGCUGCGAGAUGCUCCUGACGCCUGCUGGAUACUUGGAGCCCGGACGGGGCCGCGAUGGGACUUCCCGGUGAGGAUGCGCUGGACCCGAGCAGGAGGCCAGCCGGAGUCUGCCCGCUGCUCCAGCCUGGCGUGAGGAGUUAAUAUCGGCCGGGUGGUGACUGGUCCUUGCGCUGCCUGGCUCCCUCGAUGGAGGGCGUGGACCCGGGGGACUUGACCCUGUUCUUCAUGGCUCGGGAGCGGAGAGAUUUCUCUCCCUGGGGACUCAACAGGAGACGCAACUGAGGAGUCUGGAUUGGCCGGGCUUAAAGAGUUUCAAUGUUCUGACUUGCUCUAAGAUGAAGGUAUGGAAGUUUGCAGCCAUUGCCUCGAUGCUCCUCAGUUCCAUGUUGUCCAUUUUAGUUUGUAGAGACAUGCUCAACGGAAGCCGGAAAUACAGCCCCUUCCCUUCCUCGCCGUCAAGGUCAGCCUCCUCUUCUGCCUUGCCUGUAGGUCAGCGGAGAUCCCCGCGAUCGCUGGAGCACCGUGACCCGCUGAUCUCUCAAUACAGUACCUUGUUUGAAAGCUACACGGAGGGGGAAAUCCGACAGCUGAUCUCCACGCUGGUCGAGAGGUACAGCCAGUCCAUGAACUCCGGGGCGCACGAGCUGCCGCUCUUCCCCAAGCCUGGGAACCGCAUGAAGCGAGCCCGGGCCCGUCACAAACCCUGCGCCCUGAAGGAGCUGGAGGUGAGCGUCAGCGAGCUGGGCCUGGGCUAUGAGUCAGACGAGACCGUGCUGUUCCGCUACUGCAGCGGCACGUGCGAGACGGCCGUCAGGAACUACGACCUCUCCCUGAAGAACAUGAGGCUCAAGAAGAAGAUCAAAAAGGAGAAGGUCAGAGCCCGGCCUUGCUGCAGGCCUCUCGCGUACGACGACGACGUCUCCUUCCUGGACACUUACAACCGCUACUACACCGUCAACGAGCUGUCGGCCAAGGAAUGUGGCUGCGUGUGAAGCGGGGAAAGGGAACCUGGGAAGGUUGAUGUCGGUAAGGCAGCACCUCAAAAGCCAAGAGCCCGAGGGCCUAAAGGGAUAUUGCUGCGCUCCGAGAGUGAAAGGAACUAAGAGGGGACCCAGGCUCAGAGAGUCAAGAAGGCAACUGUUUCCAAGUCUACCUCAGUUCUGUGGUUGGACUCAAGGGGCAACAGGGAAACUCUUGUUGCCGGGUUGUGCUUUGAGAGAAAUCGAGGAGCCUUUCGACACUUCGACAGGUGCCUCCACGCUCCCCGCACCGGCCCGGUGCCCUGGAGCGUUCGGAUGCUCUAAGGAGGAGGAGCUGGGGAAUGGAGAGGAAGGAGGAAACACCUGCUGAUUUCCUCAGGGAUGCCGGCAUCCAUCACGCCAGCCUGGCAUCCACAUGCGCUUUUAUUGUAUUGCUCACACGAAGGGAUUGAGCAGGAAAGCGUUGCUGGCCACGUAUUUCAAAUCCAAACGGUGCCACUCGUCCUUGUCUUUGGAUGCAGUUGGACGGCCAGCUCUGGAACUGCGAUCCAAUCGGAAUGGAGGAGUCUGAUUGGCAUCCACAUUCCUAGUCCUACGAAAACUGAGGCCUCUUCUCAGAGGCUCCCCUCCGAGACAGAUUGCGGCCUAAAGAGAAUUGCACCAGGACAUGGAGUUCACAUGGAUGGAACCUUGUUGGGUGCGGACAAAUGACUGAACGGUCAAGAAAUAUUCUUUAUAUCCUAAGAUCAUAUCUUACCCUUAUUUUAUUGUAGACAUGCAGUAUAUCCAUGCUCUGUAAAUAUACAGGAAUAUAUAGA
Molecule: messenger RNA, 2389 nt
Organism: Malaclemys terrapin pileata
Lineage: Eukaryota; Metazoa; Chordata; Testudines; Emydidae
Gene: NRTN
Product: neurturin
Exons: 3
Coding region: 927-1583 (218 amino acids)
Molecular function (GO): glial cell-derived neurotrophic factor receptor binding; receptor tyrosine kinase binding; growth factor activity
Source: RefSeq, a predicted model, not a curated record